AUUUUAAUGGACAAGCAGAUACGUUUAAAUUAGGAACAGAUCUUGCAAUGCAUUAGAAAUCAUAGAGAUUUAAAUGAAAUCUUAUCAAAAUAAAAAGACCAUAGUUCACAAGAGUUAUUUGAUGAAAUUGAAAAAGUUACCAACAAUAUGUCAAGUGAAAGUAAAGAUAGUUAAGAAAGCAAAUCAAAUAGUGAUACAAUCGAUAGAGCUAUUAAAAUGUUUGCAGGUAAAUUAAAUUAUAAAGUUAAACUCUCUAGAACCUAAAGUGAUACUUUAUAAGAAAGAAAAUAGUUUAGCCUCUGAUCAAAUAAUGGAGUAGAUCUCUCAAGUGUUUAACAACAAAUCUUUUGAUUAGAAAGUGGGCUCCAAUCUUUCAACUGAGAUUUCUAAUGAACCUUGUUUAUAAUUAGGCUCAUCUCGUUAAUCAUUAUUGACUAGUGGUUCAGAAACAGAAAGGAGAAAAAGAAAGACCAUUUCAGAAGAGGAAUCUCAUUAUUUUGUUGUCAAACUAGAAGAUGUCAUUAAUUAUUCAGAUGAAAGAACUACAAUCAUGAUCAAAAACAUACCUAAUAAAUAUACAGUCUAAAUGUUGCAAGAUUUAAUUGACCUUUAACACCAUGAUUCAUAUGAUUUUUUAUAUCUCCCUAUAGAUUUCAAGGUAUGUUUAAACUUAUUUAUUUCAUUUAGAAUAAAUGCAAUAUGGGUUAUGCAUUCAUUAAUUUUAUCCAUCCUCUUUAUAUUGUUUAAUUUUAUAAAAACUUUCAUGAUAAUGGUUGGCCACAUUUUAAUAGUGAAAAAGUAAUUCAUUUUCAUAUCAAAAUUUUUAUUUAGAUAUGUGAAUUAAGAUAUGCCAGAAUACAAGGUAGACAAGCUUUAGUUUAGCAUUUCUAAUUUUCAAGUGUUAUGAAUCAAAAAGUAAAUCUUUUUCAUUUAUAUAUAAGGAUAAAAAAUUAAAACCAGUAAUUGUCCCUUAAAGCGAAUUAUCCAGAAUUCAUUAAUUAAUUUAAGUAAUUCAUUAACAUUAUUUUUAAGCGACAAAAGUAAUGA
Paramecium sonneborni is the source of this 1047-nucleotide messenger RNA. Lineage: Eukaryota; Ciliophora; Oligohymenophorea; Peniculida; Parameciidae. The record is from the annotation of a GenBank genome assembly.